This is a messenger RNA of Fusarium graminearum PH-1, 426 nucleotides long. RefSeq lists its product as uncharacterized. The record is from RefSeq and is a predicted model, not a curated record. Lineage: Eukaryota; Fungi; Ascomycota; Sordariomycetes; Hypocreales; Nectriaceae. Bases 1 to 426 code for a protein of 141 amino acids. Gene Ontology annotation, molecular function: fatty acyl-CoA hydrolase activity. The transcript has 6 exons.
AUGGCCAAGAAACUUAACCCCACUCAGUUCACCAAAGCGGUCGUCCGCUCAUUCAUGAAAGACUCGGGUCUUGAGCCAACACUCCUCGGAAAGCAUAACCGACUUCAGACUAUCCACGGCGGCACCCUCGCCAGUCUCGUUGAUCUCGGUGGUUCACUCGCAGUAGCUUCAACAGGCCGCUUCUCCACAGGUGUCUCAACUGACUUGAACGUGACCUAUCUGAGUCCCGGAGGCUGCCCUGGUGAUCUUCUCAAAGGAACUGCUAUUCUGGACAAGAUCGGAAAGACACUUGCUUAUACACAGGUGACUUUUACCAAUAGCAAGGGACAGCUUGCUGCGCGGGGAAGCCAUACCAAAUAUGUCGCCGGCACAAUGGGCGAGGCCGGGCCUUUCGUUGCACCUGCAGAGUUUUCGGAUGUUGACUAG